This is a messenger RNA of Helicoverpa zea (corn earworm), 1585 nucleotides long. Its product is annotated as carboxypeptidase Q-like. The record is from RefSeq and is a predicted model, not a curated record. The transcript has 3 exons. Gene Ontology annotation, molecular function: metallodipeptidase activity. Bases 45 to 1463 code for a protein of 472 amino acids. Gene Ontology annotation, biological process: proteolysis; peptide catabolic process. Lineage: Eukaryota; Metazoa; Arthropoda; Insecta; Lepidoptera; Noctuidae.
GUUUAAUCGAAACAUCUCACUAACUCAAAGACAGUGGAAGAAAAAUGAAUUUCUUUCAUAUUGUAUUUGUAACCCUUUUUGUUAUUAUUGCGAAUGAAGCGAAAGUUUUGAAAAAUUCAAAUAAAUGCCACGAAACUUUGGGGGAUGAAUUGGUUGAAGAGAUAUGGGGUUACGAAAAUGUUAAGGAUGAGAUAUUAGACUAUGUUUUGAACGGUGAUUUUAAAGGGAAAACUUAUGAUGAGUUGGCGAAAUUCGUGGACAAGUUUGGAGCGCGGCCGUCAGGCACAGAAGUACUUGAAAAGUCUAUAGAUUACAUGAUCGAAUUAUCUAAGCAAGAAGAUUUAAAUGAUAUUGUUACUGAAGACGUUGAGGUUCCAAGAUGGAAACGAGGUGAAGAGAAAAUAACAAUGCUUGAGCCAAGAGAAAAAGACAUUGCACUUUUGGGCCUUGGUCGUAGUGUUAGUACUCCUGCCGAAGGAAUCACAGCUGAAGUUAUCGUCAUAUCGAACUUCACACAACUUGAAAAUACACCUGAGGAACAAGUUAAAGGCAAAAUUGUUCUCUACGUUCCUAUUUUUACUACCUAUGGAGAAACUGUAGUAUAUAGGUCACAAGGAGCGACAAAAGCAUCUGCUAAAGGAGCCGUUGCAUCAUUAGUUAGGUCUAUAACACCAUUCUCAAUUCAUACUCCUCACACUGGUUCUCAAACUUACGGAGAUGGUGUUGUCCCUAUUCCAACUGCAGCUAUUUCUUUGGAAGAUGCUGAUUUAAUCACAAGAAUACACAACAGAGGUGAGAAGGUCGUCCUACAUAUACUUAUGAUCUCAUCACUAGAAACGAAAGUUUCAAGGAACACGCUUAUAGACUUGAAGGGAUCAAAAGACCCAGAGAAACUGGUGAUUGUGUCUGGACAUAUAGACAGCUGGGAUGUAGGCCAAGGAGCCAUGGAUGAUGGUGGUGGCCUUUUCAUCAGUUGGGCAGCUCCAGUUAUUAUGAAACGACUAAACUUGAUACCAAAACGAACAGUGAGGGCAAUAUUCUGGACUGCUGAAGAGCUUGGACUGGUUGGUGCCUAUGCUUACGAGAAGGCGCAUAGAAAUGAAAGCCACAAUAUUAAUUUCAUAAUGGAAUCUGAUGAAGGAACAUUUGCCCCUCUAGGGUUGGCUGCCGCUGGCAAUGAAAAAACGCUUUGUAUCGUUGCGGAGGUUUUGAAACUAUUCCAGUCAAUUAAUGCUUCUACUCUUGUAGAAGAGGAUAGUCCUGGUUCAGAUAUUGCUAUAUUUACUGGAAAUGGUAUCCCAGGAGCUAGUCUUCAUAAUGACAAUAGUAAAUAUUUCUGGUUCCACCACACUGAGGGAGACACGAUGAAUGUGGAAAGUCCAGAGGAACUUGACCUUGGAGCCGCGUUCUGGACGGCUGUCGCUUACAUCAUCGCUGAUAUCUCCGUUGAUAUCCCACGAUAAGUAAAAAAGAUUAUAUAAAAAAUUGUGAAUAUUUUAAUUUAAAAAUAUAAGAGUAUAAGUGUGAUUGUAAAGUGGUUUAAAAUUUCUAGAAAUCCAUAAUAAAGUUCUAUUUUUAGAUAAAA